This is a messenger RNA of Lotus japonicus, 1032 nucleotides long. RefSeq lists its product as uncharacterized. Bases 1 to 1032 code for a protein of 343 amino acids. The transcript is spliced from 12 exons. Lineage: Eukaryota; Viridiplantae; Streptophyta; Magnoliopsida; Fabales; Fabaceae. The record is from RefSeq and is a predicted model, not a curated record.
AUGAGGCUCACAUUAGCAUCCUUUGCUGGAGUUGUUUUUGGCUUCUUUCUAGGAGUGUCAUCUCCAACACUAUCAUUAACUAAAAUGAAUCUCCCAUCUAGCAUUUUUCCAUCCAUUGAUCUCACUUUUGUUGAAGAUUCCUCGAAAAUUCCAACCAAGCCUAUUUGGGAUGCUUGGUCUUCAUUUAGGGGAGAUAGAAGCAUGUCCCAUGAGCUUCCCAAAUUAAAUGAGACAAAGAUUUGGGUUCCUACAAAUCCUCAUGGAGCUGAAAGACUGCCCCCAAGAAUUGUGGAAUCUCAAUCAGAUCUCUAUCUUCGUCAGUUGUGGGGUCUACCCGAUCAGGACCUAAGUAUCAAACCCAAAUAUCUUGUAACUUUUACUCUCAGGUAUGAUCAGAGAAGCAACAUUGAUGCUGCAAUCAAAAAGUUCGCAGAAAACUUCACCAUUGUGUUGUUUCACUAUGAUGGACGCGCUAGUGAGUGGGAUAACUUUGAGUGGUCCAAGAAAGCAAUUCAUAUCAGUGUUAGAAAGCAAACUAAAUGGUGGUAUGCUAAACGCUUUCUACAUCCUUACAUUGUGGCUCCCUAUGAUUACAUCUUCAUUUGGGAUGAGGAUCUUGGUUUGGAUCAUUUUGAUGCAGAGGAGGAUAAGAAAAAAGGUUGGUGUCCAGAGCCAAACUUGCCACCUUGUGCUGCAUUUGUUGAGAUCAUGGCUCCUGUAUUUUCCAGAGAUGCAUGGCGCUGUGUGUGGCAUAUGAUACAGCAUGACCUGAUUCAUGGAUGGGGUCUUGAUUUUGCUCUCAGAAAAUGUGUGGAGACUCCUCAUAAGAAAAUAGGAGUUGUUGAUGCUCAGUGGAUUGUCCAUCAAAGUGUUCCUUCACUUGGGAACCAAGGGCAAGCAGAGACUGGCAGGGCACCAUGGGAAGGGGUGAGGGAGAGGUGUAAGAAGGAAUGGACAAUGUUCCAAGAACGUAUGGCUAAUGCUGAGAAGGACUACUUUCAGGGACUGACCCUUAACUCCACUAGAAGCUAG